Messenger RNA from Toxoplasma gondii ME49, 1735 nucleotides. RefSeq lists its product as hypothetical. Lineage: Eukaryota; Apicomplexa; Conoidasida; Eucoccidiorida; Sarcocystidae. The record is from RefSeq and is a predicted model, not a curated record. The coding region runs from base 231 to 1253 and encodes 340 amino acids. The transcript has 10 exons.
GUGUUAUUUGGGAAGAUCUGGGUUAAAAAUGCAUUCUUCACAGCCGACAGGUCCAGGCAGCUCCAUUUCCAAAAGCAACAGAACAGCGUGCAUCUUCGACAGGAAGGACGGCUGGCAAAAGAGUCCCCAGCAGACGUGUCAAAAGCAGACCUAGACGGCCAGCAGUACUUCGCGACAAGGAAAGUGCCCACGCGUGUGUAGAGAAGAAGAGAGAAAUUUUUCUGGUGCAGAUGGCGGUUGAAACGCGGAAAGCAGAGAUUCUGAAGUUGCACGGGAAAGUGGCGCGGAGAGAAGAAGCCCUGCGAGCGGCAGAUCAACAGCUGACAAAAGAAAUGCAAAAAUUCGACGAGUUUCUGCGAGCCACAGACCAGCGAGCACACAUGGCGAUGAAGGAGGCAGACGAAGUAGGCCGCAUCAAGAUGGAAAAGCAGCAAACCAUCAGGGAACUUCAUGAGCGCCUCAGUGCCUUAAACGCAAGAAUAAGCAAAUACGAAGAAAUUGUUCAGGAAGGAAAGAUGUAUAAGAGUUUUUUGGACAAGCUGUCACCGCCAGCAUGGAUUGAGGAGCAGGAAAAGAAAAAGCAAGAACGUAUCGCGAUCAAGAGAAAGGAGUGGGCAGAGAAGCAACUGAAGCUUCAGCAAGAGAGGAUACAGAAAGAGGUGAAGGACAUCGACUCUGAGACAUUCGAAAAGAUCAGUGAGCUGGAGGAAAAAAAGCGAAAGGCAGGCAAGUCUUUCGACGAGGACGGCGAAGACGAUGACGGGGAGCUUCCAAUGUACUUCACGGAACCUGGACAGCUGCUCGAGCUGUUUCGCCAACUUGAAGAACAAAACCUGUUUCUAAUUCAGAACGCUCAAGAAAACGAAGCCGCUCUAGAAGACGUUCUCGGGAAGUUUGAAGAGACAAAACAACAAAUGGAAAAACGAACCGGGGCCCUUGACUCACUGAUCAGGCAGCUGCAAGAUCAAGUCAAGACACAACAGCAAAUCUGCGGCAACCUGCAAACGACGCUUCAGAAGAAGAAGAGUGAACGAGAAGAGAAGAUGAUUUUCCAGCAGCUCACAAAUAAGAUCGGAGAGGUCCAUGCAAUUUGUGGCUACGAAGGCGAUGAUGCCAAUGAUGCGAUUCGCAAGCUCGAGCAGAUCGAAGCGAAGAUGGAAGAGUACCUGGCGAUCUUGGAUAGAUAUGAAGGCUUCCUUGAAGCGGUCACAAGAGCCCACACAGCAGCGACAAGGAAAGCAGAUAAUGUUUAGAUCUGCGCCAGUGCGUCAUCAGCAAGAUACAUCCCAGGCGACCGCUGAUGAUUCGCAGGCAGAGCUGGAAUACCGACUAUUCUUCUGUUAGGUUCGACUGCUCAGCAGGUAUAGUUCAUACGAGCCUUCAAGCAACCAACAAGGUGGUGUUGACUCUACGAUUUUCAGGGAAUCGUUCGCGAGGACAAGAUUUUCGCAGGGUUGCGAGAGAGAAGAUUGACAGUACGAUGAUUUCUUUCGGUUUCUCGGGACGACGGUCUCUUGGAUGGAUAAGAUGCCUGUGAACCAUUUGCUUGAGGGAGCCGUGUUGCUAGACGUGGGAGAGUAUCAGUUCGUAGUGAUCCCCUGGUGUGCUUGCAGAGUGUCAUUCCGUUUUGUAGUGUCUCGCUGAAACUCAGUCCCAUGAAAACGCCAGCUGUCUUUCCAUGUUGCGCAGAACAAACAACUAGGUGAGGAAGGCCACGAAGAUGCCUAACUAUCGC